Molecule: messenger RNA, 7907 nt
Organism: Gadus chalcogrammus (walleye pollock)
Lineage: Eukaryota; Metazoa; Chordata; Actinopteri; Gadiformes; Gadidae
Gene: cdc42bpab
Product: CDC42 binding protein kinase alpha (DMPK-like) b
Exons: 43
Coding region: 1088-6499 (1803 amino acids)
Biological process (GO): actomyosin structure organization; peptidyl-threonine phosphorylation
Cellular component (GO): cytoplasm; actomyosin; cytoskeleton
Molecular function (GO): protein serine/threonine kinase activity; ATP binding
Source: RefSeq, a predicted model, not a curated record
GGUCUAGUCUUCUGUGUCUCGUAUUGGCCCAAGCUGGACCAGACUACAGCGGGUGCGUGUUGGACGUACAACGAGUACGUCUACUUCCAAUCAAAAGACACCGAUUUUUCUUUCUCGGAUCUCUCUAGAAAACGGACCUUGGCUUGAUCCGAUUCGUUUUGACCUGUAAUGGGAGUAUGCUCAGUGUGAUAUUACUGGCCGAUUAACACGGAUUCAAGCGACAUCUCUUGACUAACGCUUAUAGUUGUGAAAAAUAAGAUCUCCGGUUGAACAGUAUUAUCUGUCAAAAGGUGUCCAACUUCCCCCCGAUUGACAAUGUGUGGCUAUUACUAGCCGCGUAAUCUGAGAAAAAAAUUAGAGUCAAACUUUUCGGAAAGAGGGUCGUUUGUCGCUAUGAGAGCAGAGGGGUAAGGCUAGCUCCCUGGCUAGGCUAAGUAGCUAAGCUAAGUGGCUAGGCUAAGCCUCUGUCGCCCUUCCAGUCCACCACCACCAGAGGAGGGGCAGCCGGGCUUUGUAGCAUUGCAGAUCUGUCCUGUUACGAGGUGUUGAUGCAUUUUUGUUGCCGCAGGAAUGGAGAACCACAAAUACCACCAACUCAGAGGAUCCGUUGAACUGCACUAACGGCUCUUCUGUGUGUGUGUAUAUAUAGGUUUUUGUAUGUACUUGAGGAUAUUCUCUUCGGGUGUGGAUAAGAAGAAAACAACAGGAGCCCCCCCUGAAAGGAAAUAAGUAACAACCAACGUCAGGGCUCGGAUCAGGUCUGCCGGCCGGGGCACGGUCUGAGACUGAGAGGAAAACCUAGUGUAAAGUGUCUUUAUUUGUGGGGGAAGAAGUCUGCGGGAAAAUGAGAAAAUACCGCACGUCCCAUUACCCCAUGAGAUACUGUAAGGACACAUGUGAAAGAGCGAGCUCAUGAAUGAUCCGCAUUCAACUAGGUCCUAGCCGGUAUUAGCACAAGUUUUGAACACAUUCAAGGUGAUAUUACUGCAGAUCGACACACCGCUCCGGACACGCCGAGGAAGCGUUUGAUCGGCGUCCUUCUGUGAAGAUUUUUAUUCAAAAUCAGUUUCAAAACACAGUCGGAAUCAUGUCGGGAGAAGUACGUUUGAAGAAACUGGAAAAGCUGAUCCUGGACGGGCCAGCUCAGUCUAAUGGCCAAUGUCUUAGUGUGGAAACGCUAUUGGAUUUCUUCAUCUGUCUCUACGACGAAUGCAACAACUCCCCGCUCAGAAGAGAGAAGAACAUUUUGGAGUUUUUGGAAUGGGCGCGACCCUUCACCUCCAAGGUGAAGCAGAUGAGGCUGCACAAGGAGGACUUCGAGAUCCUCAAGGUGAUUGGACGAGGAGCCUUCGGAGAGGUUGCCGUGGUGAAGGUGAAGAAUGCAGACAAGGUGUUUGCCAUGAAGAUCCUCAACAAGUGGGAAAUGUUGAAAAGGGCUGAGACGGCGUGUUUUCGGGAGGAGCGGGACGUGCUGGUGAACGGGAACAGCCAGUGGAUCACCACCCUGCACUAUGCCUUCCAGGAUGACAACAACCUGUACCUGGUGAUGGACUACUACGUGGGCGGGGACCUGCUGACCCUGCUCAGUAAGUUUGAGGACCGGCUGCCGGAGGAAAUGGCCCGCUUCUACCUGGCGGAGAUGGUGCUGGCCAUCGACUCUGUGCACCAGCUGCACUACGUCCACAGGGAUAUCAAGCCUGACAACAUCCUGAUGGAUAUGAACGGACACAUCCGCCUGGCCGACUUUGGCUCCUGUCUCAAGCUGAUGGAGGAUGGAACGGUGCAGUCUUCGGUGGCGGUGGGGACCCCUGACUACAUCUCCCCAGAGAUCCUGCAGGCCAUGGAGGACGGCAAGGGGAAGUACGGCCCCGAGUGCGACUGGUGGUCCCUGGGGGUCUGCAUGUACGAGAUGCUGUACGGAGAGACCCCCUUCUACGCAGAGUCCCUGGUGGAGACCUACGGGAAGAUCAUGAACCACAAGGAGCGGUUUCAGUUCCCGCAGCAGGUAGCCGAUGUGUCGGAGGAAGCGAAGGACCUGAUUCGCCGGCUCAUCUGCAGCCGGGAGCACCGAUUGGGCCAGAAUGGCAUAGAAGACUUCCAGCAGCACCCAUUCUUCUCUGGCAUCGACUGGGACAACAUCCGCAACUGUGAGGCCCCCUACAUCCCGGAGGUCAGCAGCCCCACAGACACGUCCAACUUCGACGUGGACGACGACUGUCUCAAAAACUCGGAGACCAUGCCCCCUCCCUCACACACAGCGUUCUCGGGUCACCACCUGCCCUUCGUGGGCUUCACCUACACCAGUAAAUGCGUGCUGUCAGACAGGGGCAGCCUGCGGGACCUGGCGGGGCAGGCGGGCCGGGGCGGGCUGGACCAGGUGGAAGCCUGCCUGCAGGACAGCCUGGCCACCGAGGCCUACGAGAGGAGGAUCCGGCGGCUGGAGCAGGAGAAGCUGGAGCUCAGCCGCAAGCUGCAGGAGGCGACCCAGACGGUGCAGGAGCUGCAGCACCCGGGUUCGGAGCUUCCCCUGACCCCCAGCCGGGAGCUGGAGAUCAGGAGCCUGAAGAGUGAGAUCGACCUCCUCAAGAAGCAGAUCGCCGACUCGGGCCAGAUCGAGAAGCAGCUGGAGGAUGUGACCUCAGCCAGGAGGGACAUGGACGACUCGUCCAAACACACCAGGAACCUGGAGAAGCAGAUCCGGAGCCUGACCCAGGAGAAGGACGACCUGCACAAGGACAUGGUGGAGGCCAGUGAGAAGCUCAAGGCCCAGUCCAAGGACCUGAAGGAGGCUCACGGCCAGAGGAAGCUGGCCAUGCAGGAGUUCUCGGAGCUCAACGAGAGGCUCACGGACCUCAGGACGACCAAGCAGCGUCUGGUGCGGCAGCUGCGGGACAAGGAGGAGGAGAUGGAGAGCCACGCCCAGAAGGUGGAGGCCCUGCGGCUGGAGGUGCGCAAGGCGGACAGGGCUAAGAAGGAGCUGGAGAUGGUAGCGGAGGUGCAGACGGCCGAGGCCCAGAAGGAGAGGAAGCUGAGGGAGAGGAACGAGCAGUACAGCCGACAGCUGGAGGAGGAGCUGGAGGGAUUCAAGUCCAAGCAGGGCCUGUCCCCCACCACCAGCCCCGGGGACCCCACGGCGGCGGCCUCCUCCCAGGAGGGGGCGCUGCGCCCGCGGGCCGACCUGGAGCAGAAGGUGGGCCACUACGAGGAGGAGCUGGGCCGGCGGGAGACGCAGCACGCCUCGGAGCUCAAGGCGAUGCGCAAGGAGCUGCGCGACGGCGAGGGCCAGCACCUGGCGCUGCAGAAGGAGAUCCUCAUGCUGAAGGACAAGCUGGAGAAGACCCGCCGAGAGAGCCAAAGCGAGCGAGAGGAGUUUGAGACGGACUCCAAACAGAAGUAUGAGAGAGAGCGCGUUCUUCUCACAGAGGAGAACAAGAAGUUAGCCAGCGAGCUGGAUAAGCUGUCCGGUAUGUUUGAGAAGGUGAGCAGCGCCAGACGGCAGCUGGAGGAGGAGCUGAGGGAGCUGUCGGACAAGAAGGAGAGCGUAGCGCACUGGGAGGCCCAGAUCACUGAGAUCAUCCAGUGGGUGAGUGAUGAGAAGGAUGCGCGCGGCUACCUACAGGCGUUGGCCACCAAGAUGACGGAGGAGCUGGAGGGUCUGAGGAACACCAGCCUGGGGGCCCGUGCCACGGACAUGCCGUGGAAGAUGCGUCGCUUCGCCAAGCUGGACAUGUCGGCCCGUCUGGAGCUGCAGUCGGCCCUGGACGCUGAGAUCAGGGCCAAGCAGGGCAUCCAGGAUGAGCUCAACAAAGUCAAGGCCUCUAACAUCUCCACCGAGUGUAAACUACAGGAGGUAGAGAACAGGAACCAGGACCUGCUGUCUGAGAUCGACCGGCUGAAGAAGGAGACGGAGGAGAUGAGGCUGCGCAGGGGAGUUAAACACCAAGAUUCCCAGAAUUCCUUCCUGGCGUUCCUUAACGCCCCCACCUCAGCGCUGGACCAGUUCGAUCGCUCGCCCUCCGUCGGCCCGAGUAGCAAAGGCAGACGUGUGGACUCUGUGGAUAACUUCACCCCCUCCAACACUCCAUCCCGGGAAGAUGACUCCAAAUCCCACCUCAAGUCUCGCUCCCGCUCCCCUUCCAUGGCCAGUGACCUGGAGCCCAUUGAGUUGAUAGACCACUCGCCUCGCUCUGGCCAGACGCCCACUCUACGGUCUGGGGGCUACGGUAGCAUCGGACGCUCCUCGCCCAAGCCCAAAGCCCACCAGUUUGUGGUGAAGUCCUUCAACACGCCCACCAAGUGCAACCAGUGCACCUCCCUGAUGGUGGGCCUGAAGCGCCAGGGCUGCACCUGCGAAGUGUGUAACUUCUCCUGCCACGUGACGUGUGCCGACAAGGCCCCGGCCGUAUGCCCGGUCCCCCAGGACCAGACCAAGGGGCCCCUGGGCAUCGACCCCCAGAGGGGCAUCGGCACCGCCUACGAGGGCCAUGUCAGGGUCCCCAAGCCCACAGGGGUGAAGAAGGGCUGGCAGAGAGCCAUGGCGGUGGUGUGUGACUUCAAGCUGUUCCUGUACGAGCUGGGGGAGGGCAAGGCGACCCUGCCCAGCGUGGUGGUCAGCCAGGUCAUCGACAUGAGAGACGAGGAGUUUUCCGUCAGCCCAGUGUUGGCCUCGGAUGUCAUCCACGCCAACCGCAAGGACAUCCCCUGCAUCUUCAGAGUGACGGCGUCGCAGCUGUCCCCCACGACCAGCCACAAGCCGUCCAUCCUGAUGCUGGCCGACAGCGACCAGGAGCGCAACAAGUGGGUGGGGCUUCUGAGCGAGCUGCACCGCAUCCUGAAGAAGAACAAGCUGAAGGAGCGCUUCGUCUACGCCCCCAAGGAGGCCUACGACUCCACCCUGCCGCUCAUCAAGACCACCCAGAGCGCCACCAUCAUCGAUCACGAGCGUGUUGCCCUUGGCAACGAGGAAGGCCUGUAUGUCAUCCAUGUUACAAAAGAUGAGAUCAUCCGUGUGGGUGACAACAAGAAGGUGCACCACAUCGACCUGAUUGGCCAGGAGCAGCUGCUGGCCGUCAUCUCGGGGCGCAACCGCCACGUGCGCCUCUUCCCCACGCAGGCGCUGGACGGCCGGGAGACGGACUCCUUCAAGCUGCCGGAGACCAAGGGCUGCCAGGCGCUGGUGUCGGGCCCCGUGCGCGGCGGCUCCGUCACCUGCCUCUGCGUGGCCAUGAAGAGGCAGGUCAUCUGCUACGAGGUGAACAAGAGCAAGUCUCGGCACCGCCGGGUGAGGGAUCUGCAGGCCCCGGGCCACGUCCAGUGGAUGGGUCUGCUCAACGAGCGCCUCUACGUGGGCUACCAGGCCGGCUUCACCCGCUACAGUGUCCAUGGCGACCACUCUCCGGUCAGCCUGCUGCACCCUGACGACCAGACGCUGGCCUUCAUCGCUCAGGACGGCCUGGACUCGCUGUGCGCCGUGGAGAUCUCCAGCAAGGAGCUGCUGCUGUGCUUCAGCGCCAUCGGCCUCUACGUCGACUCCCAGGGCCGCCGCUCCCGGCAGCAGGAGCUCAUGUGGCCCGCCACGCCCAACGCCGCCUGCUUCAACGCCCCCUACCUGUCUGUGUACAGCGAGAACGCCGUGGACGUGUUUGACGUCAACACAAUGGAGUGGAUACAGACCAUGCCUCUGAAGAAGGUGCGACCUCUGAACGUGGACGGCUCCCUGAACCUGCUGGGCUUGGAGACGGUCAGGCUCAUCUACUUCAGGAACAAGACGGCGGAGGGCGAUGAGCUGGUGGUCCCGGAGACGUCAGACAACAGCAGGAAGCAGCUGGUGCGCAGCAUGAACAACAAGCGGCGCUUCUCCUUCAGGGUCCCCGAGGAGGAGCGGCUGCAGCAGCGGAGGGAGAUGUUGCGAGACCCAGAGAUGAGGAGCAAGCUGAUCUCCAACCCAACCAACUUUAACCACGUGGCUCACAUGGGACCAGGAGACGGGAUCCAGAUCCUGAAAGACCUGCCCAUGAACGUGCGUGUUCAGGAGAACCGGGCGGGGUUCAGCGGCUCCGUCAGCAUCCCCUCCAUCACCAAGAACCGGGCGGAGCCUGGCCGCUCCAUGAGCGCCAGCAGUGGGCUGGGCAUCCGCUCGUCCUCUCAGAAUGGCAGUGCCCUGCGUCGGGAGCUCUCUGGCGGGAGCUACAGCUCCAAGCGCCACACCAUGACGUCCCCGUCUGAGAGCUCGCUGUCGUCCGGCGGAGGCGGCGAGUGCGGGGACGCCCCGCUCUCCCAGUUCGACCGAGAGUGGCAGGCGGUCUCGCCGUCGGAGAAGACCCCCGAUCUGAAAAGGGCUUUAAGGACCCUGCUUAGUAAGAUGAAGGACUCUGACUCGCCCCGUCACUCCACGGCCUCCAACAGCUCCACCUUCAGCAGCCCCCCCAGUCCCGCCUCGCCCCACAAGACCAAGUCCCUGUCCUUGGAGAGCACGGACCGCAUGGCCUGGGACACAUGAGCCAAGCCCCCUCCACCUCCACCACCACCUCCGACGCCGCCACCACCUCUGGUCCACCCAACCCACUCAACCCAUUGACUGACAGCACAGGACUCCAAUCCCUAUCUGCCAACCAAGCCCUCAGGGCCUGCCCCCUCCUCGCCCUCCAACAGAACUCAUCCAAUCGUAUCUCAUCUAAAGGUUCCUCCUCUUCUGACGUCGUACCCAAAGAACUCAUUGGCCAAUAGUGUGCUGGCCUACAUCGUCUCCCAGUAUGUCUGUAAAUACACGCUCAAAGGGCGGGUCUGGGGUCUUUCUUCUUUGGGUUAGUGGGUGUAUGUGUGGUGUGAGUUUGCGUUUUUAUUAGAAAAGGCAUUUAAAGGAUAUAGAAAGAAAUAACAUCCGCAAUACCCGUUGUGCCGCCGGCUCUUUCGCAAAUAACUUUCCCGAAACAUCGGAAACCUCGAUUUUUCCGGUGACUAUAACGGGCUGCGCCGCUUGGCUGAGUCACUGAGUUGCCAUCGGGAAAUCCGGUUUCCCGCCUAUUUGAAAAUCGCUCAAUGACCCCCUCAAUAGGCGACCGGCAGAGAGCAAAUAUGGAGAAGACAUGAUUCGUAUUGUACAUAGAACUCGCAGUGUUUUGAUCGGACGAAAUUUCCGUUUAUUUAUCGAUCUUAGACUUGGAAAGGCGGGCUCUUUGAGAGCCAGAGUGAAGCGGUGACAUAUAAUUUUUUACCUCGGGGAAAGAAUUGAUAUUGUAACACAAAAAGACAGACGAGCUGCAAUUUUAUUUUAUUUUAUUUUGCUCUUCUAAUUGACACUAGCUAGGUGCAGUGAAUGAAUUUUGACUGCGAUACGGCAGCGUUACUAAGCAACGCAUUACGGAGUGAGUUUUAUUUCUUUUUAGAGACUUACGCCCCACUCUGUCAUCUGGUCCGUAGGGAUUGUCUUUUUUUUGGUUUCAGACGCGUGCGCGGACACUCAGAAUACAUUCGACACUGUGUGAUGACAUUGUCAUGGCUCUCUUAUGCUAACCUCUUCCUCACCGGGGGCCAGUGAGAGUGACCUCAUCAGCAGAGCUCGGGACCACCUCCCAUGUAGAUGUAGCCCCCCCGACCGCCAUCCGGACCAGCAGUUGAACACCACACCAAUUUACUCGGCAACAACAAAAUGGAUUCCCACCACAAUAAUGUAUAUAGAAUCAAAGUAGAGAGUAAUAUAUGAUAUGGAAAAUACUAUAGCGAAAUACAUGGGAGAGAGAAAGAGAGAGAGAGAGAAAAAAUCCUUACUCUUUUGUUCAUCUUUUUAAACUUUUGUUGUAUCCUUUGGUCGAGUGAUUAUUUUUGCUGGGUUGUAUUCACACGGAAGCCAUUUUUAAACCACUUUCCAAUGUGUUUUUGUUUCUUUCUUUUUUUUAUUGUAUGUAUUA